GACGAAACGACCUAGGACAGAAGAGAGCUAUAAAUAAGUUUAAAGGAAACUAGUAGAGAAAGCUGAGUAAAAAGGCACUAAGUGAAGAGGUAAGUAAGUGAGUAAAUAAAAGGUAAAGAACAAGCAAGAAAUAGCGAAAGCGACGUCGUGCGUGCUGUUGUCGCUCAGUGCGGAAAGAAGACUUCAUCUCCCAAGUCACAAAGGAGGCGAACCUCCCGCACGCAGCCGAAGAUGGGAAAGCACGGGAGUAAAAAGGCGUACAGAGUAGCAGAAGCAGACCUCUCCGUGCGGCCCAAGCAGAUCGAAGACGAGUAUGAACCAGGGAAGAUGAUGCAGCAGUGGGAGAAAAUCCCCUGGCGAGGUGUCGCGAUAAUGGUGGCCACGUGGUGUGCAGAUAGUGCCAUCCAGUACUGGGUGAUAGAAGGCGACUCCAAAAGAGUCAUACGACUAAAAGUACUCGGAGAGGACGGCGCCACAUACUCCGCAACAAUGACCUUAACGUGGUAUCGCAGAUCCAAGAAACUGCAACUGCAGGGAGGCGUCAAAGCAAGCAAGAUCGUCUGUAUGAUAGACCACUUCUUUGGUCACUACUACGGCCCGUCGCCGCAUCUACCGGUGGAGUACCCGUAUAGGGUCAAGCUUGACGACGUGUGGAAGCAGAACAACGAACUAACAGAAGCGCAAGUAGAAGAAGAAGAGGAAUGGCUGCCGAGCUUCAGAGACGGGAGAGUCGUUAUGCCGACCGACCACGUCACAAAAGUCGCCGCGCGAGGCACAAGAGAACAACAGAAGGCGCUGGCGGAUAGAGAGAAGGAGCAGGCCUUAAAGGACAUGCAAACGCGAAUCCAGCUACAGAGAAUGAACCAGUGGGAUUGCGAAGGCACUGACGCGGCAUCCACGAUCGUAGAUGCGGACCAAGGUCUCCUAUUGGAGAACGGUACGAUGUGGGAUCCUACAGAAGACGACGACGUAGAAGGAUCGACGAUAGCUUCGGCAGCAGCUCCCACAUACGCCAUACAGGCACCGAGCUCGUCUUCCGCAUCAACAGCAACAUCUUGCCCAACAUUGGGCGGCGUGCAGAUGGGCGCGCAGAUGCCUUAUUGGCCACAGCAGCAAGCUCAGUACGCCUGGCCAGGUCUCAGCGCCAAUCCGAUGAUGGAUCCGCAUCUGAUGCAAAUGCAUAUGCAGCUGCAGCAGCAGCAGAUGAUGUGGAACAACUGGCAAGCAAGCAGCUGCUACGGAGGCAUGCCGGGCGACAAUCAAGAGUACGCCACGCAGCUUCAGAAUAUGAUGCUUCAACAGCCGGGCGAGCAUGACCCGCUGAAGAGUGGAGCUAAACCACCGACGAGAGAAGGCGUAGGCAGUAAGAAGCACAGCGUCGAAGUCAUCGCCAUGAAGCGGCACCUCUCACAGCAAGAAGAGUGCUGCGACAGAAGCAACUCUGCCGCACACACAGGCAUCACCGCCACGAGCGCGUUUAAGCGACCAGCUCCGACCGUAGGACGUAUGCAGAGUAGCCGCCUGCAAUCGAAGGAUGACGCUUCUGCUGCAGGAGACGCGCGUUGGGAAGACGAAGAGUUCUCAUAUGAGCAGUACGUGCAGUUCAUGAAGAAUCAGAAGACGGCCACCGCGCAAAACACAGGCCGGGAGAGGAGCAGCCCAUAUGGAACCAGCAAAGGCUGCGGUAAAAUUGGCGCGCAGGAAAAGGGCGCCGUGGUACGCGGUAAGCAGUCAAAAAACAGCGAUCGUCGGAAAUCACCGCAGAGCGGACCGCAGUCGACGACUGUCGCCAGCGCGAGCAAGGGGCAAAAGAACCUACGCGUGAAAGGGAAAAACUGGGCGCCGAUGAGCAAGGGGUACGGCCCAGCGAGAAACGCCGCGUCUUCCUCUUCCUCCACCUCAGCAUCGCACUCGAAGGCAAGCGGGAGCAGGCGUUGAAGAGACAGGGCAGCUCACCGAAAUAGUAACGCAAGUAGUAUGGUAUCAUGGUUUCCCCACCAUGCGGCGACGCGAACGAAGAGCACCCCUCCGUUUCUUUAUAACUAGUUCGCGGUAGCAUUUUCACUUUUCUCGGUGCUCUUCCUUCGCCUCCUCUGGUUCGUUCAGGCCGCCUUCUCGUGCGUGAGCGAACUUUUCGCCCUUUCUUGCCCCUUCUUCCCCUCCUCUCUUCUUCUAAUGUAACAAGAGUUGGACGUAUUCCAGGGAUAUGGAUAUCCCACGUUAAGCAAGUACGCAAGCGGCAAGUAAUAGUCUUACAACGGUAAGGUCAAACGUCGCGGCCGUUCGAGGGAAGAACAGCGCGCUCAUAGCGUAACUCUUUUGUUAUUCGAUUACUUAGCCUUCCGUAUACUUCAUGUUCGCGGCUAGGGUUGUGUGUCGCGUUCAUAAGUCUUUCCCCUCGUUCUUCCCUCGGUUCUGCGGUUCAUAUGGGCUCUUAGGGCGCACAUGAACUUGCCGCUUCUCGUUGCCGUCCUUGGUCAUAGGAGCUUCUCUAAUUCCGGAAUCCAAGUGUGACGAUCCAAGAGACGUAGUAAAACAUCAGCGGGCGUCAGUAUAGCAGUUUUCGAUAUCCAUACUCCGGCGUGACAUCUGCGCCGACAGACGAGUAGCGACCAAUGCGAGGGAGCUAACGCGUGAAAACUUUUUUUUUACAUAACAGAAAGGAAGUAAUAGCAACUCUGUAGUCUGAUAAAGUGAAAACAACAACAACAACAACUACCAUAAACAGCGAAAGCAAAACCUUCUAACUACAAAUAGUUGCAGGCUUACGUCUACCCAUUUUUUACAAAGCAACAUUGUCUGACUUGAUUGUGAAACUUAAAAAGUACGGCAGGAACAGAGAAAAGCGGUAGCCCCUCCGAAGGAUCAGCUUGAACAAGAACGAGAUCACGUGAACAAGUUCCCAGUAUAAAAGAAGACCAAGGACCUAGACAACCAUGACAAAGAUCAUGAAAGGUAGAGAACCCAGUAACUGCCACAAAAAAAGCACUAUCAUGAAGGGAAGGACUUCCUUCAAAUUCAGGCAGGCGGCAUAUACUAACUUUAUAAGAACUUCUGCACU
Amoebophrya sp. A25 is the source of this 3061-nucleotide messenger RNA. Lineage: Eukaryota; Dinophyceae; Syndiniales; Amoebophryaceae. The record is from the annotation of a GenBank genome assembly.